CGGUCCAGUCCAACAGCACAAUGUCUCUCUUAACGGGCCAAGUUCUUCACGAGCAGCUGAGCGUCAUCAUGGCGGCGCUGAGCCAGGCGGCCGUGGUAGAGAUCUGCGAGCUGGUGGAGGGAGCCUUUGCCGGCCUGCGCACAGAGAACCAGCAGCUCAAGAGCAGGCUGGACCUCAUCGAGGCUGUCGUGGUUCGGGGCAGUUUUGGCAGUAAGGAGGCCGAGCAGCCGGAGGACGGAGAAGGUAAAACCGGCGAGGGCGCUCAAGUGUCAGGCGAGGAGCUUCCUGAUGUGGUGUUGAUCAAAGAUGAAGACUCUGACAUUGAGAAAGUAGAGGACGUCAUGCCAUCGUCCACCACUCGGCAAAAGAAAAGGCAUCGAACAAGAGACAAGGAGUUGGACAGGACUGUGUCGGUGAAAGCACCAGUGGGGGGGCAGGACGAGGUAACCAUGUACUCGGACGCUCUUGGCUGCUCAUCCCAGCUGGCUGAUGAGGACACGACGACGGGUGAGUCGUGUCAGUCAUUUGCUCCUCUGGAAGAACCUGAGGUUCAUAUCGUGGGCCAGGACAGUCAUCUGUCGUAUAUGUCCACGAGUGCCGUGAUGGAUGGGCCAGCUUCCACUAACAUCAGCGCAGCAUGGAGCGAGCCAUUGCAGAGUCAGGUGACCUUGGCCCACUUCGACCACAAUGCACCCGGCGACGCCUUCGGCCUCAAGAUGAUCAGUGUUUCAGGCUCGGCGCCGGUCGACCACAGCGACCCAACGUUUGAGUACCAGGUGGGUGACCUAGCUGACGCCUAUGGGGGGUGCAAAGGGCGCCGCUUCAUUUGCUCCGUCUGCAACAAGACCUUUGCCACAUCUCAGAACCUGGAUGUGCACAUGCGCAUCCACACAGGCGAGAAGCCCUUCACUUGUCAGCAGUGCGGCAAAAGGUUCACGCAGUCCGCGCACCUCAAGUCUCACCUGAACAUCCACACAGGAUUGCGACCCUUUGCCUGCACCACAUGCUCACGAAGCUUCGUCGCCAAGUACGCCCUCAAAAUGCACGUCAAGAAGUGUCACGCCAACGGCUGACAUGCCAUCUUUGACUUACAGCUGGCCGUUUGCAUCACUGAGGCUGGUCACGUACCUCUUUCCAUCGCUGACAAGAUUCAUUUUACCACACCAGCGUUUCCCACAGGACUGCAAUCUGUGUGGUGGGGUGGUCGAUGUCAUUGUCUAAUUUGCAUAAUUGGCAUGUGCAUGUCAUUUUUAGACACUGGGGGGAGACAAAAAGUGAAGGGAAAAAACAUGUUUAUAAAUACAUAUAAACUUUCUUCUGUUUUUUAUUUUUGUUUUUUUUAAUACCCUUUUUCCACCAAACCAAAGUUCAGGAAAGUUCCUGGAAGUAAAAGGUUCCUGUGGCCCUGUGUGGUUUGGGUUUCCACCUCAAAGUUCAGGGUAGUUUAUUCAAAUCAGGCAUAGGGGGAGUGGUAUUUGUACACUGAUGAAAUGUAAAUAAACAGUCAAUAUUUGGUCAGAUUUUUAAUGAAAGUGUCAGUAAAUAAAAUGUAAAGCAAAAACAUACAAAACAAGAAAGAACAAAACUUUUGGGCCGUGUUCUGGGUUUUACAAAAAGUCUGAAUGGUGAGGACUGUCUUAAGUUUCUCUGUCCACAGUGUCCAGCAAAGUCCGAAAGACUUCCUCUCAGCAAGUGAUUAUCUCAUGAGGGUCAGUCCUUAUGGUCCAUUUCAUCUGUAAAUAUCAAUACACAAAGUAUCAAUAGCUGUGUUGAGCUCCCGUCGACAACACCAUCACAUCCAAUUGUAGCUUUAGAGGUAGGCUCUUAGCAUUAGCAUUUGGGUUCGCUCAGCUUUUGUAGUCCAACAGAUGCUGUGCUGCUGACUACUGUUACAGUGCUGAGUUAAGUUGGCCACCCACUCCACUCAAAACUCUAGUCAAAUAGUCUCAUUUUUUAGUGCUACGUUUGUGCUGUUUUGUUCAAUUAAAAUGAAUGUUUGUGC
This is a messenger RNA of Dunckerocampus dactyliophorus (ringed pipefish), 2002 nucleotides long. Its product is annotated as zinc finger protein 235-like. The record is from RefSeq and is a predicted model, not a curated record. Gene Ontology annotation, cellular component: nucleus. The transcript has 3 exons. The coding region runs from base 21 to 1073 and encodes 350 amino acids. NCBI's taxonomy places the organism in Eukaryota, Metazoa, Chordata, Actinopteri, Syngnathiformes, Syngnathidae.